CACAUGUGGGCGUGUCUGCGGGAAGAAAUCUUCUCUUCACGCCUGCCAAGCGUUAGUUUAAGAUCUGCAGCGGACGGUUUAGUCAGUGUCUUGUGCGUUUAUGAGGCACAAACUGGUUACAAGGAUCCAUUUCUAUAAAUAAUUUUCCAUAAUGAGAGGACUUUUCAUUCUUUGUGCGCUGGUCACAUUGUUUUACCUUGUGUCAUGCUGUGAGAAGGAAACACAUUAUUUGAAGGAUGAUAAAUGCUGUAAGAUGUGUGGACCAGGUAAGAGGAUGUUGGUGGAUGAUAACUGCGAGGACCCACGCUGUCAGGACUGCGAAGACGGAGAGUAUCAGAGCGGCUACACAAGCAAAAACAAAUGUGAACGCCAGCCCAGCUGUGACACCAAUUUGCAUUUUCUGUCACAAAUGAAUCCCAGUAAAACCAGCCUUAGCAAAUGCCAGUGUCAACGUGGAUACUACUGUACACAAGACGAUGACUGCGACACUUGUAGGGAACACACAGUUUGCAAGCCAGGACAGAAAGUCAUCAAAAAAGGUUCAUCGGUUAGUGAUGCUGAGUGUGAGGCAUGUAAAAAUGGAACAUUCUCCACCCAUGAUUCAGCUGACACUUGCAAGGAAUGGACAAUAUGUGAACAUGGAUAUGACAAAAAUGCUCCUGGCAGUUCAACCUCAGACCGGAUCUGCGUGGAUGGUACACCCAAUCGCAGAGUUGAAAUUGGGCUGGGAGUUGCAGCAUUUCUGCUUGCCAUUAUAGCUGUAACUGGAGUGCUUGUCUGGUUAAAAAACAGUAAAAGCUGUAAAGAGUUUUCCCAAAAGAUAACAGGCAUAAGUAUAACAAGAUUGGAGCAAGAUGCAGAUGUUGAGAGAGCAAUCCAACCAUUAAAUCAACAGCCUGAGGAGGACGAUGAUGACAGCACGCCCGUGAGCCCCACACUGAGUAACGUGACUGAAAAUGGAUAUCCUGUACAACAAGAGCAUGGCAAAGAGUCCGUCAGUUCACAUCCCGAAUCAAAUUCAGUUUUGUAGAGCACAGUCUUCUACAAAAUACAGACAGCUGUGCUCCUAUCACGUUACAACCAUCAACAUAUAGAGCAUUACAUUAUAAACUCUAAAUGUCCCAAAACCGGCAUGUGUCUUACACGUUCAUAAAAAUGUUCUAUAUAAUGACUGAAACAGUAGCUUCACUGCAUUGCUUUGUGUUUCAGACAUAUACACUUGCAUCCUGUGAUUGUUACAUAAUGCUGUUUUAAACUCAUUAUUCAGUAACGAAAAAUACAAGGCAAAAAUAGAAGACAGUUAAAUCUAUUUGGAAGCAGAAAAUGUAGUGAGAGUGGCUUUAUGAGCUGGCUUGCCCUCCAUACACUCAUUUUACUGACACUAACGCCCAGAGGCGGACAAAGUACACAACUUCCUUACUUGAGUGAAAGUACAGAUACCACUGGUCAAAUACUACUCCACUACAAGUGAAAGUUGUAAAGACAAAUUUUUACUUAAGUAAAAGUACGGAAGUACAUGUUUUUAAAAGUACUUAAGUAUCAAAAGUAAAAAGUAAAUGCAUUGUUUUAUUGUCGCAUUGUUGUAUACUUACAAUACCUUAUGCCACUAAUGCAACCUACUGAAUACACUGAUUAGCUUGUAUUAUCUUUGGAAUUAAGAGCUUUUAUGUUACCAAACCUAUAGAAAUGGAACAACUGAAUGAAGAUAAUCAUCUUUAUUUUCGUAUUUAACACCAGGAGUGUUAACUACAUCGAACUCAUUUUAAUACUUUUUUAAAAGUUACAAAGUUCUUUUUCAAAGAGAUAUUGAAGUCUAUGAUAUUGUUCAUUUUAGGCAAACAAAGCAAACAUUGAAAAGAAAACAAACCUUUAGUCUCUUCAGAGAACUGGAUCAUACUCUCUCAGUAUGGCCACGGGUGUGAAGGUUGCACCAAAUAACCAUCUUUUUGAAUUUUGCCAUCAACUGAUCAGUGUUCAUAAAAUACUCAGAAAUCAGUGAACUUCACAACAUGUUGCUAGGGUUGGGUAUUGUUUGAAUUUUAUCCAUUCCGAUUCUGCUUCUGCUUAUUGAUUUCAAUUCUUAUUGAUUCCCAGUUUAGAUUCCAAAGUUUUCAUUUAACGUACUUUUUGAUCAUUUGUUUGCACAGAAAAAGAAAAAAAGCAUUUAUGUGCAGUGUUUUGACAAUAAAAUAAUGUUCAGAUUCGUAUACUUCCCUGACCAGUUUUUAGCAGCAAUUUACCAGUAGGCCAAAGUUUAUAUAUAUAUUAGAAAAGUGAGGGCAGCAAUUUUUGACAGAUAUAUUAGCCUACCAUUUGUAUUGCCAUAGUUUAACUACAAAAAUCAAACUCUAGUUAAUAUAAUGAAACUAUGGUAAAUUUGUGGUUACUGAAGUUUUACUACAAACAGCAUAUGGUUACUAUAGUGAGAUAAUAGUAAAUUUGUGGAUACUGUGAUUUUACUGCAAAUACCAUAGUUAUGGUUACUAUAGUAAAAACAUGGUUAAUUUUCCAAAGGGCUUUAAAGAGUUAACACAUGCCCUUUUAGAGCGCUUUUAGCUGUGCAGUAGCGCGGACGUUUACAUUAGUUUAGCGGGGAAGAUCCCGAGGUUGCCAGAUUUGCGCAAAAAAAAAAAAUCAGCCAAAUGUCCAUUCAAAGCAACUUCAGGCUUAGAAAUACUGUAACACUUGGCAACACAGGAAGGUACUGGCAGAUCGCAGGCCGAAUUUUCGCAGAAAAAAAGGGUUCAGUGAAUCUGAAAAUGCACACACUGUAAAAACUGCUAAAUAUAACGACUUUCUACUUGGGGACCUUGAUAUAAAUGUAGUUGAGUAAAAAGUACGAUAUUUGUCUUUCAAAUGUAGUGAAGUUAAAGUCGCAAGUUUCCAGAAAAAAUAAUACUCGAGUAAAGUACAAUACUCAAGUAAAUUUACUUCGUUACUGUCCACCUCUGCUAACGCCGUCUUAUUCUAAAAGAGUGAAGGAGAAGACUGUUAAAGGAGAUUUUCCCCACAUCAGCUGUAGUCUGAUAAGAAAAAGACUCAGCACCACCAAUGUUAUACAAAAAGACUGCACAAAACAAACGCACGUGCAUCCCAUCUCGGUUUUCAAGAACAGUGCUUUAUAUUUAGGAUUGCAGAUUGCAAGUUAUUCAGGUCAUGUUUUCCAGAAUGAUUGUAUAACUUAAAAACUGAAGUUUUGAACAUUCAUGGAAUGUUUGGAAAUGCCGUUUUUUCAUAACCUAAUCGGAAUGUCAGAAAAACAUUCUAAGAACAUUAACUUGGAUGUAAUGUAAUUACGCCUAUGUUCACAAAAUCAUGUGUAAAGUUUUGUCAUGUUUUGUCUUCGUAAUCAUUGAUUUGCUGUUAAAUGUUGAUAUGCAUGUUGAUGUUAUGUUGUAUAAAUAAUUUUCAUUGUACAUUGUAUGAUUUUAAUUUCAUUUACUGGGAGUUACUAUUUGCAUUGUGUGUUUUAUAUUAGGUUUAUGUGGGAAAAAACUGUACAUAUUAAGUAAUUCCUGAUUCUCUGUACAUUAAAACAUUUUUGAUUCUCCAUGAAUAA
Messenger RNA from Onychostoma macrolepis, 3559 nucleotides. RefSeq names its product CD40 molecule, TNF receptor superfamily member 5 (gene cd40). Gene Ontology annotation, biological process: cellular response to interleukin-1; TRIF-dependent toll-like receptor signaling pathway; cellular response to tumor necrosis factor. Gene Ontology annotation, molecular function: CD154 receptor binding; antigen binding. The record is from RefSeq and is a predicted model, not a curated record. The transcript is spliced from 9 exons. Gene Ontology annotation, cellular component: CD40 receptor complex; external side of plasma membrane. Lineage: Eukaryota; Metazoa; Chordata; Actinopteri; Cypriniformes; Cyprinidae. The coding region runs from base 152 to 1030 and encodes 292 amino acids.